CCCUAGCGCAUGAGCGCUGUCUGCUUCCGGCCUGCGAGCUCGGUGUUCCGCUUUUUGUGAGCCGGGUGGAUUUCCCACCCUGGUUUCCUCUGCCUGGUUCAUCUGUGUGCAAUGGCUCCGGACUCGGAUCCCUUCCCUGAAGGGCCGCUGUUAAAGCUGCUACCCUUAGACGCUAGAGACCGGGGCACCCAGCGCUGCCGCCUGGGCCCGGCCGCCCUCCAGGCCCUGGGCGCGCGCUUGGGCUCGGCAGUGAAGAUCUCGCUGCCCGACGGCGGCUCUUGCCUCUGCACUGCCUGGCCGCGGCGGGACGGAGCGGACGGCUUUGUGCAGCUGGACCCGCUGUGCGCGAGCCCCGGGGCGGCGGUCGGGGCGUCGAGAUCCCGGAGGAGUCUCAGCUUGAAUCGCCUCCUCCUAGUGCCCUGUCCGCCCCUGCGGCGCGUCGCCGUGUGGCCGGUGUUGCGAGAGCGGGCAGGCGCGCCCAGUGCCCGGAAUACAGCCGCGGUGCUGGAGGCGGCGCAGGAGCUGCUGAGAAACCGACCGAUCUCUCUGGGCCACGUGGUGGUCGCUCCGCCGGGCGCUCCUGGCCCAGUGGCUGCCUUGCACAUCGUCGGCGGGACGCCCAGUCCCGAUCCCGCUGGGCUGGUCACCCCUCGUACCCGCGUCAGCCUUGGCGGGGAGCCUCCGUCGGAAGCCCAGCCGCAGCCCGAGGUGCCCCUGGGAGGUCUUUCGGAGGCGGCCGACUCGCUGCGGGAGAUCCUCCGCCUCCCGCUCCGCUACCCCCGCGCCCUGGCCGCGCUGGGCUUAGCGGUGCCUCGCGGGGUGCUCCUGGCGGGGCCCCCCGGAGUGGGCAAGACCCAGCUGGUGCGGGCCGUGGCGCGCGAGGCGGGCGCGGAGCUGCUGGCAGUCAGCGCGCCCGCGCUGCAGGGUUCCCGGCCUGGGGAGACCGAGGAGAACGUGCGGCGGGUCUUCCAGCGCGCCCGGGAGCUGGCCAGCCGCGGACCCAGCCUCCUCUUCCUGGACGAGGUGGACGCCUUGUGUCCCCGGCGGGGCGGUCGAGCACCCGAGAGCCGCGUAGUGGCCCAGGUGUUGACGCUGCUGGACGGCGCCAGUGAGGACCGCGAGGUCGUGGUUGUGGGAGCCACUAACCGGCCGGACGCUCUAGACCCAGCGCUGCGUAGACCCGGGAGAUUUGACCGAGAGGUGGUCAUUGGGACUCCCACACUUAAACAAAGAAAGGAAAUUCUGCAAGUGAUUACCUCAAAGAUGCCCAUCUCCAGUCAUGUUGAUUUGGGCCUUCUUGCAGAAAUGACAGUUGGCUAUGUUGGUGCCGACCUGACAGCACUCUGUAGGGAGGCUGCCAUACAUGCCCUCCUUCAUAGCGAGAAGAACCAGGACAAUCCUGUGAUUGAUGAAACAGACUUCCUUGAAGCUUUUAAAAAUAUUCAGCCCUCAUCGUUUCGAAGCGUCAUUGGAUUGAUGGAUAUCAAGCCUGUUGACUGGGAGCAGAUUGGUGGCCUUGAAGAUGUAAAACUGAAGUUAAAACAGAGCAUUGAGUGGCCUCUGAAAUUCCCUUGGGAAUUUGUUAGAAUGGGCCUGACACAACCAAAGGGAGUUCUCCUCUAUGGGCCCCCUGGAUGUGCUAAAACCACUCUGGUGAGGGCCCUGGCCACAAGCUGUCACUGCUCUUUCGUUUCAGUGAGUGGAGCUGAUCUGUUUUCACCGUUUGUUGGAGAUUCAGAAAAAGUCUUGUCUCAGAUAUUUCGACAAGCAAGAGCAAGCACUCCAGCAAUUGUGUUUUUGGAUGAAAUUGAUUCAAUCUUGGGAGCUCGCUCAGCCAGCAAGACAGGAUGUGAUGUUCAAGAACGAGUUCUUUCUGUUCUCCUGAAUGAAUUAGAUGGUGUUGGACUUAAGACAAUAGAGAGAAGAGGAAGUAAAUCAAGUCAACAGGAGUUUCAAGAAGUUUUUAACCGAAGUGUCAUGAUUGUUGCAGCAACAAAUAGACCUGAUGUGUUAGACACUGCUUUGUUACGACCUGGAAGGUUAGAUAAGAUCAUCUAUAUCCCACCUCCAGAUCACAAGGGCAGGCUUUCUACUUUAAAAGUCUGUACAAAAACCAUGCCAAUAGGGCCUGAUGUCUCGUUAGAAAACCUAGCAGCAGAAACCUGUUUUUUUUCUGGAGCUGAUCUUAGAAACCUCUGCACAGAAGCUGCUUUGCUGGCUCUACAAGAAAAUGGACUAGACGCAACUACAGUGAAACAAGAGCACUUUCUAAAAUCACUUAAGACUGUAAAACCGUCGUUAAGUCGCAAAGACUUGGCUUUAUAUGAAAACUUAUUUAAGAAAGAAGGAUUUUCUAACUCGGAAGGUAUUUAAAAAUCACCUUAAACUCUUGUUCAGUUGUUCACAUUAAUUGAAAUGUGAACUUGCCUGUCGUUUGCAACUUCACACUUUUAGAAUUUGUAUUUAUAUUUCCUCUAAGUAAAUGAAAAAAAAAAAAAACUUGUGCCUAAUAAGCUAAGGCUCAUUUAUUUUUAAAAGGCAUAUUAAAUAAAAUACUUUAAUUUAGGAAGAAA
Symphalangus syndactylus (siamang) is the source of this 2573-nucleotide messenger RNA. It is a transcript of the gene AFG2B, whose product is annotated as AAA ATPase AFG2B. NCBI's taxonomy places the organism in Eukaryota, Metazoa, Chordata, Mammalia, Primates, Hylobatidae. Gene Ontology annotation, molecular function: ATP hydrolysis activity; ATP binding; polyubiquitin modification-dependent protein binding. The record is from RefSeq and is a predicted model, not a curated record. Gene Ontology annotation, biological process: mitotic spindle disassembly; retrograde protein transport, ER to cytosol; autophagosome maturation. Gene Ontology annotation, cellular component: nucleus; VCP-NPL4-UFD1 AAA ATPase complex; cytosol.